Molecule: messenger RNA, 1107 nt
Organism: Sphaerulina musiva SO2202
Lineage: Eukaryota; Fungi; Ascomycota; Dothideomycetes; Mycosphaerellales; Mycosphaerellaceae
Product: AstE_AspA-domain-containing protein
Exons: 2
Coding region: 1-1107 (368 amino acids)
Molecular function (GO): hydrolase activity, acting on ester bonds
Source: RefSeq, a predicted model, not a curated record
AUGAGACCGAUAAUAGCACUCCUCAGCGCGCUCACGUCUGGAGUGACGGCGGCUACAGUCUACACUGGCGACAGAUUCCAAGGCCAUCCCAUCAUUUCGUCCUUGGACGUCAAUGAUCUCCCAAGCAAUACCGUGUCUCGAUUCUGGUUGUCGCCAGCAGCGGGACAAGGAGGCCUUUAUUACUUUCUGCCAAUCUUCGUGGCACGAGGUACUGCAGAAUCUCUCGAGAGUGGUCGCAAGUUGUCCCUCUCUGCGUCAAUACACGGCGAUGAACUGAACCCGGUGGCGAUUGUCCAGACCAUUUUCAGGCAAUUGAACGAAACCGUGGCUGCUGGUGCUUUCAAUGGCACAGUCAUUGGUAUUCCGACACUCAAUCCGCAAGGAAAUUUUCUCAACCAGAGAAAUUUCUUCACCAGUUCUUCCAAUGGAUUCUUCUACGACAUGAAUCGCCUCUUCCCCGGACUCAGCAUGGCAGAAGGCGGAAAUCUGGUGGAGUCUUACACUGCAGCGAUUUGGAACGACAUUUGGGGCAAUACGUCGAAUGUCGAUAUUGCCGUGGAUUUCCACACGCUGUCGACGGGUUCCGUGGGUCCACUCUGGGCGUAUGCGGACUAUGCAAGCGAAGGCGUGCAGCGCAUGGCUGAGCUUCUCCAGCCGGAUGUGAUCAAGAUAGAUCCUGGUCUGCCCGGUACCAUCGAGACCAGCUGGGUCCAAGCAGGCGUGCCCGCGAUUACGGUCGAAACAGGCCCAGCCAACAAUUGGAACCGCACAUUGAUCAAACGUACGGUGGACUUUGCUUUCCGCUUGAUGGAUGACCUGAUGAUGACAGGCGGCGCACUGCCUGUGCCAGACUUGUCGCAGACGUUCAUCGCGAACAACUUCUCCGAUCCAUAUACCGACUUCAGCGGCUGGUUUGAGUCGGACAUUGAGAUUCUGCAGGAUGUCGAGGAGGGCCAAGUGAUUGGCAGAGUGUAUAACGCGUGGGGCGAUGAGCUGCAGACCAUUACGUCGAGCGUGAGCGGGCGAGUACUGACUGUGCUCGUCGACCCUGCCGUCGAGGCUGGAGCCAGUCUAGCGACCAUUGCCUACAAUGCGACCAGCGCAUAG